CUCCCACCACCGAGUUAGUAUCUAACCCGCCGACUCCCCCCUCCUUCCAGGCUCGCGCAUCCAAAAACGCCCCCUCCCCUGUCCCUCACCCGCCUCCAGCCGAGCCAACGCCGCCGCCGCCGCCGCCGCCGCACCGUCGUUCGACCCAGACGGCUACCGCCCGCCCCCGCGCGCCUCCCACACCGCCGUGAUCAAGGUCUCCUCCGGCGCCAGCUUCAUGAGCCUGGUCAGGCGCGUGCGCAAGGCGCUCGAGAAGAGGACGCAGGCGCAGGCGUCCACCAAGCGGCUGCCGCUUGCGGCGCGCGUGGCGGCGGUGAAAGCCGCUGCUUCUGCUCCUGGUGCUGGUACUGGUGGUGGUGCCGGCGGGAAUGGCGCGGCGGCGGAGGAUGCGCUGGACGAUGUGGUGCUGGUCGCGACGGGGAAGGCGAUCGCCAGGGCCGUGGAGGUGGGCGGGUUCUUCACCAGGGAGCGCGACCUGCUGGUGCUGGUGCGGACGAGGACGCUGCAGGCCGUGGACGACGUUGUCGCUGGGGAUGAGGACGGUGACGGGGAGGACCAGGUGCGGGUGAGAAAUGUGAGCUGCGUCGAGGUCGGAAUCCGCUGGGCGUCGUGAUGGGGGGUACUGAGUCACGAUUGGUAGAAGGUUACUGUGCGUGGUGAUACCGGGUUGGGGAACUGCUUUUUGGGACGAUUCAAGGAUGGCUCUGCAUGGUUGUCGGCGUUUGGUACAAAAAAUGGAAGGGCGGGAGAUAUCUGGGACUUCAUGGGCGGACCUGCUUUCUUCCAUCACUCGUCUGCUACCCGCUUGGUGUAGGGAAUAUGCAGUAUAGUUGCUAAUAAAAGAAUCGGGCGCAUUCCCCUUUCCUGGGUUCUGCUCUUUUCCUUUUGUUCUGU
This is a messenger RNA of Thermothielavioides terrestris NRRL 8126, 894 nucleotides long. RefSeq lists its product as uncharacterized. Gene Ontology annotation, molecular function: RNA binding. Gene Ontology annotation, biological process: nuclear-transcribed mRNA catabolic process, RNase MRP-dependent; rRNA processing; tRNA 5'-leader removal. Gene Ontology annotation, cellular component: nucleolar ribonuclease P complex; ribonuclease MRP complex. The coding region runs from base 218 to 613 and encodes 131 amino acids. The record is from RefSeq and is a predicted model, not a curated record. NCBI's taxonomy places the organism in Eukaryota, Fungi, Ascomycota, Sordariomycetes, Sordariales, Chaetomiaceae. The transcript has a single exon.